This is a messenger RNA of Solanum pennellii, 1374 nucleotides long. Its product is annotated as SNF1-related protein kinase regulatory subunit beta-2. NCBI's taxonomy places the organism in Eukaryota, Viridiplantae, Streptophyta, Magnoliopsida, Solanales, Solanaceae. The coding region runs from base 315 to 1130 and encodes 271 amino acids. The transcript has 4 exons. The record is from RefSeq and is a predicted model, not a curated record. Gene Ontology annotation, molecular function: protein binding.
UCCAAAGUCAUUGGGUUGCACUUUUAGUAUCAAUUUUCACCUUUCUUGAAAUUAUAUUAUUAUUUUCUGGUGUGUUCCUCACUUCACUCAUCAGCACUCAAUUUAAUCUAAAAUCUAAAUGGAACCACAAAAUCCAAUUCUUCUUUCCUUCAAUUCUCCAUAAUCAUUUUUUUUAACUUGUUAAUCUCAAAGUUAAUUGUGAUGCCAUAAAAAAAGUAGUGGGUAAACCGUGUUUAUAUAGUUAUACACAAUAAAGGAAUCACUUUUUUGUAGAUUCUUUUCUGGGUUUUGUUUUAAAAAAAAUACAAACUUUAAUGGGGAAUGUUAAUGGAAGAGAAGAAAUUGAUCAAUCUAGUGUUGGGAUACAAGAAAGUAUGGAUGCUAGAGAUGGUGAAUUUAUGGGUCAAUCUCCACCUUCAAGUCCUAGGGCAUCUCAUUCUCCAUUGAUGUUUAGACCUCAGAUGCCAGUAGUCCCUUUACAAAGACCCGAGGAGUUGCACAUCUCAAACCCUUCGUGGAUGCAAAACACCUCAGGGUACGAAGACUUGAAUGAGGAGAAAGGAGUUCCCACACUGAUAUCAUGGACCUAUGAUGGCAAAGACAUUGCCGUUGAGGGAUCAUGGGAUAAUUGGAAAUCAAGGAACAUUUUGCAAAGAUCUGGGAAAGAUUUCACCAUUUUGAAGGUGCUUCCUUCCGGAGUUUACCAGUAUAGGUUUACAGUUGAUGGACAAUGGAGGUGUUCCCCUGACUUGCCAUGCGUUCAGGAUGAAGCGGGAAAUACUCACAAUAUUUUGGAUGUGAAGGAUUAUGUACCUGAAGAUAUCGAAAGCAUUUCUGGUUUUGAACCUCCUCUUUCCCCAGAUUCCAGCUACAGUAACUUGCAACUUGGAGCUGAGGACUACGCCAAGGAGCCACCUUUAGUUCCACCUCAUCUACAAAUGACUUUGCUUAACGUUCCAUCAUCUCCCAUGGAAAUUCCACCUCCUUUAUCAAGACCUCAACAUGUCGUACUUAACCACCUGUACAUGCAGAAGGGAAAGAGUAACCCAUCUGUGGUGGCACUCGGUUCAACUAAUCGAUUCCUGUUCAAAUACGUGACAGUUGUACUUUACAAGUCCAUACAGAGGUGAACAUACGUCUCUUAAUAACUUUACGUUCAGUAGUGACAAAUGAUUAGAAGUAACAUCUCAAGAUAAGUAGCAGAGGAAUGUGUUGACAUACUGUCAAUUUUUACCUGUAAUCACUUAUACGUAUCGCCUUUUAUUCGCAAUUACAUGUAAUAUAACACGAUUGAAAGAGAGAAACUGUGCUUGUUGUAUGAUGUUUCAGUUUUUGAAUGGAAUCCAUGAACCAUAAUCUCUUGGUGAAUGAAAA